Messenger RNA from Vitis vinifera (wine grape), 1317 nucleotides. RefSeq lists its product as uncharacterized. Bases 1 to 1317 code for a protein of 438 amino acids. The transcript has 3 exons. The record is from RefSeq and is a predicted model, not a curated record. NCBI's taxonomy places the organism in Eukaryota, Viridiplantae, Streptophyta, Magnoliopsida, Vitales, Vitaceae.
AUGACUCUCGAUAUAGGAAACGACCCACUGCUAUGUAAAGUAUUCACCGCCAGCCUACAAGGACAAGCCCUCUCAUGGUUCCACCGCCUACCUCCCAACUCUAUGGAUAAUUUCAAGGACCUGUCGGAAGCCUUCGUGGGGCAAUACUUAUGCUCUGCUCGACAUAAGCAGAACAUCAACACUCUGCAAAACAUAAAAAUGCAAGAUAACGAGUCCUUGAGGGAGUUUGUGAAGCAGUUUGAUCAGGCCGUGCUACAAGUAGAGGCUUACAACAUGGAUGAUGUCCUGCAGAUCUUCAAGCGAAGCAUUUGUCUAGGCACCCCAUUUUUCGAAUCACUCGCUAAAAAGCCUCCUACGACGAUGGACGACUUGUUCCGGCGUGCAAGCAAAUAUUCAAUGCUCGAAGAUGACAUGCGAGCAGCCACCCAACAAGUCUUAGUUGUCGGACAAGCAUCCAGAAGUGGCGCGAAAAGAAGUGCCAAACUUCCGGACCGGCCAAGGCCGUCCAAUCGAAGGCAGGAAGGGCCAAGUAGCUCGAAAAUGCCGCCCCUCACACCCUUUUCCAUAUCCUAUGAGAAGCUUCUCCCUAUGAUCCAAGACAUGUCCGACUUCAGGUGCCUCCAUUAUUUGGUCGAAAAGCUCAUAAAGGCGGGACAUUUAAAGCAAUACCUCCGCUCAGAUGCCAGAAGUGGAGAUACUUCCCGAAAUCACAACUCUGGAACCCCUAGGGCCCCAACCGCCCCCAAAGCCGUUAUAAACUAUAUUAACGGAGGCCCAUCCGACGAGGAGUACGACUCCAAACGAAAGAGACAAAGGUUGUUACGGGUAGCAUCGCCGUACCGCGACGCCCUCAUCUUGUCCCUAGAAAUAGGAGACUUCGACGUGAGACGCAUCCUAGUUGACCCGGGCAGCUCGGCCGAUCUUGUGCAAGCGUCGGUCAUUAGCCACAUGGGACAUAGUCUCACAGGCCUUGAAAACCCUAGGCGAAUUCUGUCCGGAUUCAACGGAGCGUCAACUACUUCCUUGGGAGAUAUUGUACUAUCGGUCCAAGCUGGCCCAGUCACUCUCCACGUACAAUUUUCGGUGGUACAAGAUUUAUCACUCUUCAAUGUUAUCUUCGGACGCACAUGGCUGCACUACAUGAAAGUCAUCCCCUCUACGUAUCAUCAAAUGGUAAGCUUCUUUACCAAGGAUGGGCAAAUCGACCUAUAUGGCAGCCAGUUAGCCGCUCGCCAAUGCUACCAGAUAGCACGAGAGGCAAGAACCAGUCAAGAGGAUGAACCUCUCCCUGAAUCCUCCCAUGCGUGGGACCAAUAG